AUAUUAUUUAUUAACCUGUUAUAAGCGCUUACAUUAUGCAGAGCUUAGGGCUUCGUCCGCGAGUGCUUGCUUCAGAGCGGUCGUAUAGGGCUCACUCGAGAUCCAGAAACUGUUGUUCUACCAAACAAUUUCGGUUGCGAUGUACACCAAAAGGUCCAUCCGAUGAAUCCCAAGACCCGGAUGUGCCUCCGCCAACGCCAGGCACGCCACUAUCGGAUGCCAUCAGCCGGAGCCUCACAGAGCUGUCCAAGGGCGCCCGGCGGCCCCCCGGCACCACCAACCUGCUGCUGUGCGGCGAGUCGGAGGAGACGUGGCGGCGGCUGGACCUCAGGGUCAACAAGUACCCCAUCCAGCGCAGCUUCACCGCCAUUGGGACGGGCGGCCAGGAGUUCAGGCAGGCGAUGGUGUCCGCGGUGGAGCGGGUGGUGGGCUGCGUGCACGCGGAGUGCGUGUCGGAGCGCCAUUCCAGCGGCCGGAACUACAUCAGCGUCACCGUGGGGCCGGUGUGGGUGGAGAGCGGGGACCAGAUCAUCCAGGUGUACGCCAACAUGAAGAGCGACCCACGGGCCAGGUGGAUCAUUUGAGGCCCGUGUGGGGCCCGGUGGGGGGCUGCGGCGAGGGAGGGGCGCAGGCAGGCAGAGCGGCAGCUGCUGCUAGCGGGCGGGGUAGGGCGCGGUGGGUCCGACCCCCGCCCCACUGGACCGCUCAGCUCCACCUGUGCCACUCAUGUAGACGCGUGCGCAGUGUGCAGCCCACGUCGUCCCUGCGUAUCCGACAUUAAUACAAUAUGUAUCGCCCGAUGACAGAGUGAGUGUGCGGUGCGGCACGGUGCUCAGUGCUGCUGCUGCAGGCACAACCGCACCCGGGCACCCAGGCACCCGCAUCCCGGGGGUGCCCCGGGUGCAGCUGGGCUGCAUGCAUGCGGGCGCAGCAGGGCGAGGGGGUGGCUGGCGGCCAGCG
This is a messenger RNA of Astrephomene gubernaculifera, 960 nucleotides long. NCBI's taxonomy places the organism in Eukaryota, Viridiplantae, Chlorophyta, Chlorophyceae, Chlamydomonadales, Astrephomenaceae. The record is from the annotation of a GenBank genome assembly.